AGGUUAACUUCCGCAUAGUUCCCAACGACGCUAAAUGGCUAACUCAAGUGAAAUUCCCGAUUAUGAUAAGCCCUCAACUGAUGACUCCAUCUCAGUCAAAAUUAUUUGUCUGGGUGAUAGUGCAGUAGGGAAGUCAAAACUUGUAGAAAGAUUUCUUAUGGACGAAUACCAACCUCAACAAUUGUCUACUUAUGCAUUAACUAUGUUUAAAAAGAAAACGGAGGUUAAUGGAAAAGCGGUGAAUGUUGAUUUUUGGGAUACUGCUGGACAAGAAAGAUUCAGCAACAUGCAUCCUUCAUAUUAUCAUCAAGCGCAUGCAUGCAUUUUAGUUUUUGAUAUAUCUCGUAAAAUAACUUAUAAAAAUCUCUCUAACUGGUAUAAAGAAUUGCGAGAAGCCCGAGCUGAAAUACCAUGUUUAUGCGUCGCAAACAAAAUUGAUAUUGAUUAUAAUGUUACGAAGAAGAAGUUUAAUUUUUCUCAAAAACACAAAAUGCCCUUUUAUUUUGUAUCAGCUUCAGAUGGCACUAACGUCGUUAAGGUUUUCAAAGACACAAUUAAAGCAGCUGUGGCUUACAAAAGUAAUUCAACGGAUUUUAUGGACAUUGUUAUGAAAGAAUUGGAGUACUACGAAAAGAACGAUAAAAGUGAGGAUAGUGGUUUCGAUAAGGAUUAA
Dimorphilus gyrociliatus is the source of this 673-nucleotide messenger RNA. The record is from the annotation of a GenBank genome assembly. NCBI's taxonomy places the organism in Eukaryota, Metazoa, Annelida, Polychaeta, Dinophilidae.